AUGAAGAUACGAGGUAUGUAUGCACAACGAAAAAGACAAAUCUGUCAAAAUGGGAAAACGGUACUCAUUGCUCUCAUUGGACCACUUGCUUGCUCUCAACUAGGUUUCCGUCAUUCGCAUCGCCGGCACCGCGGCUUUAAAGUGCUCUCGUUUCUCUUUUGCUGUGCUUUUGGAAGCCCUCCAAGUUUGCAGGAAAAGGAUCGUCGAGAAACAGGUGCGCGCCCCACCAGCAGCUCCAACAAUAUCACCAAUUCGCAAACAGUGACAUCUUCGAGCAACUCCAUUACGUCCAAUGAUGAGGCAGCUACAGCAACAGGGAUCGACGUUUCACCUUUGGAAACCAAACUAGUCGAGCCAGAGCCUCCACAUGUACAACAUCCACAGCAACCACAGCAACCAUCACCCCAACAACAGCAACAGCAACCACAACCAGUGCUUAAACCUGCAAUAGAUACAACGGAUGAGAUGUCAGAAUGCAAGGCGACAACUACAACACCUACAACAGCCCCUGCUCAGGAUCAUUGGCUAUUGAAACCGCAAUCACCCGAAGAUCAAGGUCGCAAAUGUUUGGUACUUGAUUUAGAUGAAACGCUCGUUCACAGUUCUUUCAAGAUGACUGUGGAUGCUGAUUUCGUCGUACCUAUCGAGAUCGAUGGACAACCCCAUAAUGUCUUUGUACUGAAACGACCUGGCGUGGAUACUUUUAUGAAACGAAUGGGAGAGAUUUAUGAGGUGGUUGUCUUUACUGCAAGUUUGUCAAAGUAUGCAGAUCCUGUAUUGGAUAUUUUUGACCAGCACAAUGUUGUUCGACACAGGUUAUUCCGAGAAUCUUGCUUCCAAUACAAAGGCACCUAUGUAAAAGACCUUUCACAACUAGGACGUGAACUUAAUCAAGUGAUUAUUCUCGAUAAUUCCCCUGCAAGUUACAUUUUCCACACUGCCAAUGCUGUCCCAGUGUCGUCCUGGUUUAAUGAUCCGCAUGAUUCUGAGCUAUUGGAUUUGAUUCCCUUUUUUGAAGACUUGGCUCAUGUAGACGAUGUUACCGAUAUCCUCGACACCACGAUUCCUGGUCCAUUCUCGCAUUUGUGA
Lichtheimia ornata is the source of this 1089-nucleotide messenger RNA. RefSeq lists its product as uncharacterized. Gene Ontology annotation, cellular component: plasma membrane. Bases 1 to 1089 code for a protein of 362 amino acids. The record is from RefSeq and is a predicted model, not a curated record. Lineage: Eukaryota; Fungi; Mucoromycota; Mucoromycetes; Mucorales; Lichtheimiaceae. The transcript has 5 exons. Gene Ontology annotation, molecular function: phosphoprotein phosphatase activity.